AUGGCGCAGUGGGGUCGUAUUUCUUCUCCCAGCUGGGCACGGAAGAUGAUCCCGAGAUACCGCAGACACCACAGGGAGCAGACGGCGUCUUCUUCCUGGGAGAGGAAACGUUGCAGCUCAGAGCUGGACAGAGCAGCAGCUUUUCUCCCCAGCCUUAUUUCUAGUGACUAUGUCAGGACCAGCUUUCAGUCAGUCCAAGGAGUGCUGCUCUUUGUGGAUCUGUCAGAUUUCACCUCUUUGACAGAGGACUAUAUCUGCAAGAGUGGUUCACAGAGAGGCACUGAUGAGCUGGCGGAAGACCUCAAUCACUGUCUGUGUGAUAUUUUGGAGGACAUGCUGACUCUUGGAGGUGACGUCUUGAAGUUUGCUGGGGAUUCUGUGCUGCUGCUGUGGAGAGCAAGACACAAUGAGAUGGCCAGGACCAUCAGCCUUGUGGUGCACUGUAGCUUGCAGAUCCAGAAGAAGUACCGGAGGCGUAACGUGCUCACGGGCCCAAAAUUCCAACUUAAGAUAGGGAUCUCUGCAGGGAGUAUGCACUACCUGAGGUUUGAAGGCGAGAGGCAGAAGUACUUCUGUGUCGUUGGCAAGGCCGUGGAUGAUGUCUGUGAGGCCGAAAAGCUCGCAAAAGCAGGUGAAAUUGUCCUCUCAGCCUCCUGCUGGGAGCAUUGUGAGAAGCACAGGCUCAGGACCAGCCAUAUCGCGGGCGAAGCGGCUGUAAAGGUUACGGCCAUGAACCGGAUGUCUUGGUCGGAAUGCCAAGAUGUUUUAGACAACUAUCCACAGAAGCAGAAGUGGUUCUUCAUGGAAAACAAACGACAGAAGUGGUGCAUUCAGAAAUGGCGUUUCCGUGAGAGCGAGCAAAACAAAGAAAAUGCAUCCCGAGAUGACAAUGUGGGCAAAUUGGGCCAAGGGGCACCGCUCGAAGACAGAGUGCCGCAGGACUUCCUCAGCGAGCUACGGCCAGUCACCAUCCUCUUCCUCCACCUGAAUUUUGAUACAAAGAGCAUAGGAUCUUUCCACAGUGUCCUCAAUGAAGUCAGCAGUGUGAUGGAGGAAAUCAUCUAUCCUCACAAGGGUGAAGUGAACAAAGUCUUCCUGUUUGACAAAGGCUGCACAUUCCUCUGUGUGUUUGGACUCCCUGGAGCAAAGCUGCCCAAUGAGAGCAUUCAUGCCUUGCAGAGUGCUCUUCAGAUCUUUAACUCAUGCUCCGAGAUCACUGCAAAUACGGGGGCAGUGUCUGUGGCUGUUACCAGUGGGAUGGCGUUCUGUGGCCUCAUUGGCCACCCUCUGAGGCACGAGUACUCAGUCAUUGGCCAGAAGGUGAACUUGGCAGCCCGGAUGAUGAUGAGCUACUCUGGGCUGGUGACCUGUGAUACCACAACCUAUGCCAGCUCUGGGCUGCCCUCUUGCUACUUCAAGGAGCUGCCGGAGAGAGAGAUGAAAGGCUUCAAACAUCCUGUCACUGUCUAUGAAUAUGUGGGGAUCACCAUCAAGAGCGUAUUUGGCAUGGCUCUUCCCACGAAGAUGCCAGAUAACGCCUCCUUGCUGGGUCGAAAGAAGGAGAUUGACCUCUUUGUCAACUGCUUGGAAGCCUUCAACCGUUUUGGACAAAGGCACAUACUAGCAUUUGAGGGCACAAGGGGCUCUGGGAAGAGCCAAUUACUUAAUCACCUGGCCCAGUUAGGCCAGUCUGCUGGCUACAGGGUAUUUGGCAUGGAACUGCUAGAGAUCAAUGUGAGGCAGUUCUACUCUGCCAUACGUAUUCUGAUGGCGAGGGUGAUGGGCCUCCAUGAGUGUGAAUCGUGCAGUGCCAGGGAGCACGUGCUACAGACAAACCUCAACGGGAUAAUUGAAGAGAGCAACUACUGCCUCCUCAAUGGCCUUUUCCUUGUCAAGUUUCCCGUUUCAGACAAGGUUCGCCAAAUGCAUGAAAUGCAAAGGAAAGAGGAAUUGCAUUCAACUUGGGCAAAAGUGCUAGAGAAGACCAUUGAUAGGAAUGCCAUAUUUGUCAUCGACAACGCCCAUUUCAUUGAUCCUGCCUCCUGGAGUAUCAUGGCACCCCUGCUCUGGAACACCUCUGUCUUCAUGGUCGUGAGCUUAUGUCCCGGCUUUGCAAGAACAGAGAGCUUUCACAAAGCCACAGCAAACAACCUGAUGUCCCAUAAAAUCAUCUACUUCCAUCUGGAGAAGCUGAAACCUUCAGCUAUGGUGCAGAAGCUCUGCCAGGAGCUUGGAGUGGUCAGCGUCCCCAGGUCUUUAGCGAGGCUCCUGGUCCAAAGAAGCUUGGGGAUCCCAUAUUACCUCGAGGAGCUGGUGCGCUUCCUUCGUUGCAACGACAUGCUCUUGUUCCACACCAAGCAGUGGGGUGAAAAAGCAGAGGACAGCUGGGAGAACCUGAACACGCUUGCAGUCCUGGAGUCAUCCCUCACAACAAGCUCAAGGUCCAGCGCAGGGUCUGCGGCCAUGAUCUGCACUGUAAGGCCAGGCGUGAACCUGGACAGCACCGUGCUGCCCAGUAACUUGAAAGAGAUUGUGCUGGCUCAGCUGGACGAGGUCAAGCCGUUGGAGCAGACUCUUUUGAAGUUUGCAGCCAUCAUCGGGCCGGUGUUCACUACCCAGCUGCUGUUAUACAUUCUUCCGAGUAGAAUGAGGCACAAGAUGAAUACCUUGUUGGACAGUCUAGUGCGUGACAACAUGCUGAAGCGGAUAGAGAGCACUGAGGAGCCAGAAGACGUCCAAUAUCCUAGCAAGGAGCCAGCCACCCCUCCGCAGGCAAAGAUUGGUGUGGAGACCUCCCCCCCAAGCAAGCAGAGUGAGGAGUGUCCAUUUGGUGUGCUGAUGUUCCAUAAGCCACUGCUGCAGGAGGCUGCCUACGAGCUGUGGGUCCAGAAACAGCGAGUCACCCUGCACUUCAAGUGUGCUGCCUUCCUGGAGCGGUAUGCACACAAAUGCCAGAGCUGCGGCCAAGGGGACUUUAUUGCCUUCCACCGCGUCGCUGUCAGCAGCACCCAGGAGAAAGGGAGUUGUAAGGACCUUGAUGAUGGGGAUGACUCACACACCUGGAAGGCCUUGGUGCUGGCUGGAAAACACCUGAGGAAGCAGAGGGCCUGCAUCUCUGCAGGUGUUACAGAUACUCAGGAGGAGCAGCAGCAGCAGCAGAAGGCCUUUGUGGAAGAGGAUUUUGGUGCGACUGACAGACGGGACAACAGUGCGUGCUCGUGUGACUGCAAAGGCAUCGUGGAAUCAGUGCUUGUGCCUUUGGUUCACCACUACACAACGCUGGGCAAUGCUGCCAAAGCCUUUUACUAUCUUCUGGAGACUGCAGCUGCCUACCUGCAUGUCUCCAACUACUACAUGGCCCUCAAGAAACUGAAUGAAGCGGACGUUCUGAGGAAGUCUCGAAAGGAUAAAGCGAAUGUGAUAUCCCGCUUUGAAGAUGCCACCUUCUUCAGCCUCAAAGGAGAGGUCUGCUGUGCUGUGGGACGCAUGGAGCUGGCAAAGAAAAUGAUCACAAAGGCUUUGAGCCUGCUUGGAAGGCCAUUUCCCCGGAACCGUGCAGAAGACUUUGUCAGGUCUCAAGUGGAAAAACUGCAGCGUGCCGCUCAUGUUGCCGGAAGAGCAUCCUCCCUUCCACAGGAGGCCCAGAAGAAGAAGCUCGCCUGGCUGCUGCGGCAGAGCCGCUGUCUUUCCUUACUGGAGCACCUCUUCAGGCUGGAGAACACUUCUGUUGGAUGGAGCCUGUCCUGCCUGGCAGCGCGCAUGAGGGCCAGCACAGACACGGCAGUGGACUUCUAUCUCUCAGCAGCCCGCAGCAGCUGUGAUGCUGGCUUGGAAAUGACCAUAUAG
Molecule: messenger RNA, 3846 nt
Organism: Melopsittacus undulatus (budgerigar)
Lineage: Eukaryota; Metazoa; Chordata; Aves; Psittaciformes; Psittaculidae
Product: adenylate cyclase 10
Biological process (GO): cyclic nucleotide biosynthetic process; intracellular signal transduction
Cellular component (GO): cytoplasm
Molecular function (GO): adenylate cyclase activity
Source: RefSeq, a predicted model, not a curated record